Molecule: messenger RNA, 2000 nt
Organism: Drosophila novamexicana
Lineage: Eukaryota; Metazoa; Arthropoda; Insecta; Diptera; Drosophilidae
Gene: Zwilch
Product: protein zwilch
Exons: 5
Coding region: 31-1965 (644 amino acids)
Biological process (GO): mitotic spindle assembly checkpoint signaling; protein localization to kinetochore
Cellular component (GO): RZZ complex
Source: RefSeq, a predicted model, not a curated record
UGCUCAAUUUUAUUUAUUUGUUUGUACAUAAUGUCUGUUAAUCUUGCGAAUAUUUACGCUGAGUUAUUACGUAAAUAUGGGGAUAACUAUACCAUCACAUAUAGUGCGCCACCUACUUAUUUGACCAGAUUGGUGGGCGCGCGCGAGUCAACAAAUAAAAUUGUUUUCUUCUACAAGGAAGAUCGCAGAGGCGGCAUCGCAACAACCACGCCCACCAAGCUUCUAUUGAAAUCGGAGCGUGGAAAAACUAAUACGGAUAUGGAUCUAACUGGGAGUCCACUGAAAGACGAUUGUGCAGUGGACGCCAUCGGCGAUAUCUCCUUGGAGCUCCAGAUUGUCAACAGAAAUCCCUGGAGGCAGGACGAGGAGUAUCAUCGCGGUGAGCUGGUCGAUAAGGCGCGUGCCAUUAUCUGCACCGAGUCGUUCCAGCAGGGCGAUGGCAUGGGGUCCGUUUGGUUUUUGUGCGAUGGCAGCGACUUCGGCCAGACGCUGCUGCUGCAAUACGAAUUUAAUAAAACACACUUUUCGCGCGGCAUAGUCAGCUAUGCAGGCGUUAUGCCCUCCUACAUGGUGACAUCUCAGUCGCUGGUUCGACAACAUGGCAUGGCUGCAGGCGCACAGCUGGAGACAUACAUUGAGAACUGCUAUCAGGUGAAUCAUCACAUGACGCUGUGCUGCAGUUGGUCGACACCGGCGCCGCUACCGCUGCUCAUCGAUCUGAGUGGUUGCAAUGUACUACUAAAUCAAUCGUUUCGCGUCGGCGACUGUGGUCCACUGACGGAAGACUUCAUGAAUCAGCUGCGCAUUUUGGCCUACAUACGCGAGGACAUCGUUAGCUAUCACAAGGACGAGCAGGCGGGCGUUCAUCGCGACCCGGUCUACCGUUGUGGCAGUGGCAUUGACAUGGACGAGCUACGUGAAUCCAUAAACAAAACUAUGACAGAGGUUUCGGGUUUCACGGAUGUCUUUACGGACAAUCACGCUGAGUAUGACAUUGAGGAGGUGGUGCAGCGCGCCAAGCAACGGAAGCUUACGGAUCUAACCGAUCAGUUGUGGGAGUUGCUCAAAUGUUGCUCUUCCUUUAAGGAUCUGAAAAUAGCCUUCAACAUGCUCUUUCAAUGCGCUGUGCGCUGUAAUAUUGUGAAUUCGCCCACCAAUAAAAAUCGACUGGCUGAAAUCAUCUCCAAUCUGGCCAACAGUCGAUUGGCCAUGCCUUGCCUCAGCGGCGCAGAACCUUUGGAAUUGCUAUUGGAGAUCGGUUUGGAAAAGGUUUACAAGGACUAUGAGUUCAUCUUUACGGAAAGCAAAGUAUGCAGCACCAGUUUGUUAAAGAGCAGCAGCGAGUCAACGAACGCAAGUUUAAAUGAUGGCUCCGCAACGAAUGAUAUAUCAAAGCUGCGCAAAUCGCUGCACAAUGCAGUGCGUUCUGACACCCCAGGUGGUGGCAUGCGCAAGACUCUGCUGCACCAUAGCGCUGGCAUUAAGCAACCGGGUGCCAAGUAUCAAAAUGGUGACGUGCCUGGUUUUAAGAAUAGCAACUUUGACGAGCAGGAGAGCAUGUUAAAGGUGUCCAAGCUGUUCCAAAUACACUGCACGCUCGAGCAUCUGCUGAUGAUACACAUUCACUUAAAUUUACCCAAUGUUUAUGCCGACGUCUGCACUCAGCUGUUGAAUAAGCAGCCACGCUUGGUGGAGAGCAUUGAUGAUAACUUAAGCGAUGUGGUGGACAUACAGCUGUCAGCGCAUUAUGUACGCGAGCAUUUGGAUGGUAAGGAACCGCACUCACGCCAAAUAACAAUGAGGUCGCACAACACAUUUAGGGAACACACAACCACAUUCUACUUUAAUCUGGAGAAUAUUUGUCCGCCUGAGCUGGCGCAGUGCUUUCAGUGCGAUGACAAGGAGCUGGUCAAGGAGCGAACCUAUCACUACUGGCUUUACCGCAAGAUUCGCACACUUAAAUGAGCAUGUGACUGUGGAAUUGUUUAUAUCAAUAUUAA